This is a messenger RNA of Brassica oleracea var. oleracea, 1116 nucleotides long. RefSeq lists its product as uncharacterized. Bases 1 to 1116 code for a protein of 371 amino acids. The transcript has a single exon. Lineage: Eukaryota; Viridiplantae; Streptophyta; Magnoliopsida; Brassicales; Brassicaceae. The record is from RefSeq and is a predicted model, not a curated record.
AUGGGAAAUACAUGGACUCAGAAUCCGAAUUUCAAGGAGAACACCUUUUGGAACUUUCAUCAGGCCCGCAGCCAUUCGACCGUAAACUGCAAGGUUCUCGGUGCCAGGUUGGCCCCAAAGCUGCUCGCAGGAAAACUCGCCGAAGUAUCAAGCGUAAAAGAUAUCGUCCGCGACUCAAACCGCCCUCCAAGAAACGAUAAGGCCCCUAAAACGGAGAACUCUCUCCAAGGGAACCAAUCAGGAGAAAAGCGUGGGAGAAGGCAGGACGAGAAUGGCAAUGACAAUAGUCGCCGCAGGGUCAACAUGAUCAUCCGAGGAUCGCAGUACUGCAGCGAUACCAUUUCCGCCAUCAAAGCUUAUGAGUGCAAGGCUGAGACAAGCGCAAAUUCGCUAACCUGGUCCGCGCCUGACGACUACCCGAAAGGAGCGAUCACUUUCGAUGAAGAAGAGGCCCGCAAGAUCGAUCAGCCCCACAGCGAUCUGCUCGUGAUCGUUCUCGUGAUAAGAGAUCUAGAGGUCGUGAGAGUUCUCAUCGACACAGGAAGCACGGUCAAUGUAAUCUUCCUCGACACCCUUAAAAGGAUGAACGUCCAACUAGGAGAAGUCGUACCAUCCCCCAAGCCGCUGACCGGUUUCGAAGGCACGACAUCUAUGACUCUUGGAUCGAUCAAACUACCCGUUGCCGCGAAAGAAGUUACGAAGAUCGUUGAUUUCACAGUCGUUGACUACCCGGCCAUCUACAACGUCAUCAUGGGCACACCAUGGUUAAACGCCAUGAAAGCAGUCCCAUAUACUUAUCACUUAGGCAUCAAAUUCCCGACUCAUAACGGAAUCGCCACGAUCUGGGGAUCCCAGACACAGUCAAGAUGCUGCUUCCUGGCCAAACACAAACUAAGGCAGAUCACGACCAUCUCGAUGGUGAAACCCAAACGGGCGAAGCUAGCUCUGACAUCAACUGAAAACGCUUCGAAAAAAGAUGAUUCAGAAUCAUCAACUCAAACAACAGCCAAAGAACAACCAGUUUCAAAGCCUAACGCUUCUACCCAAUCGGAGGAAACAAACCCGGUAAAGGUCAUCGAUCCUGCAACUAACGCGAUUGACGCAAUAGCCGAGUAA